This is a messenger RNA of Psilocybe cubensis, 4218 nucleotides long. RefSeq lists its product as uncharacterized. Gene Ontology annotation, molecular function: calcium ion binding; mannosyl-oligosaccharide 1,2-alpha-mannosidase activity. Lineage: Eukaryota; Fungi; Basidiomycota; Agaricomycetes; Agaricales; Agrocybaceae. The record is from RefSeq and is a predicted model, not a curated record. Gene Ontology annotation, cellular component: Golgi membrane; endoplasmic reticulum. Gene Ontology annotation, biological process: N-glycan processing; carbohydrate metabolic process. Bases 1 to 4218 code for a protein of 1405 amino acids. The transcript has 28 exons.
AUGAACACUUCACCUGUGCAAUGCGACACUCAACCACUUCUUCCUUCAAACACUGAGGUGAAUCCGGUCCCCGAAACAAGCACUUCUGCUUCAGGGGCUGCGAUUGGGAAAAGAAAAGAAAGGGAUGAAGGUGAGCAUGGCACAAGGUCAGAUUAUGAAUGGAUAGCCGACACUAAUGUUACGAUAUGGAAAGGAGAAGAGAGUGUAUUGGAACACACAUCCGACGCGACGCCAUCUUCGUCCUCUACAAACCCUAAUGUUGAAGAUUCCGACACGUCUGUUGUUAAAUGCGAAGUGCACAUUCCCAAGAAACCUCGUCUCGAUGCUGCAGCAGUUUCGGCUCAGACCGCACAGCUUUUUGAACCCGGUGGCUCCCUGGCUAGCAAGACCGAUCCUUCUUCGUCUUUGGAAUCUAAACCAUGUGGCAUUUUAUCAUUGCCAUUGGAACUCCUGGCCGAAAUCAUGAUACUGACAGGAUCGCCUCAACACGUCCUUGCUACAGCAAGAACCUCCAAAACUUUAUGCGACACACUGUUGAGUCCUGACGCCGAGUUCAUCUGGCGCGAAGCUAGAAAAGGCUCUGGAUGUGUAUUUGAAGUUCAAAACUCUAUGUUUGUACAUCUCGGUAAAGAGACUUUUUCGCUACCUGAACCUCCAAAGCAAUUUUUUGGAGAGCCUGCAUAUGCUGCCUUUGUAUUUGAUUCUGGCAACUGCGAAGCAUGCGGUAAUGAAACUGCAAUGUUGUAUCAAUCAUUUGCCCUCAGAUUUCGACUGUGCAAGAAGCAAUCUUGCCUAUCCAGCAGAUCUCUAAAACCAGUGCGGCGUGGUGACAACAAUAUUGUUGAUCCCGCAACUGCGAUUAUACCAACAAACGAAGCUUCGUCUCUGGAUGAUAAAGUUUCCUAUAAUUCUGGUUCUAUCUGGCCUAAUACAACUAGAUCAUACUGCCGUCCAGCAGCAUGGGAGGAAGCUGUCAGAUUCCACUCUACGUAUUCAUCCAGAGACAAUUACAACGAGAUGUACAGGCGACGCCAAGAACGUAACUUGGAGUGGAUGAAGCUUUGUGUUCAGUUGUAUAAUUGGAAUAGAGCGAGAACUUUGAUCUUCAAGCGAAACGUAGAAUCUAAUGAAAAUACGACCAAGAUCUUAGCGUCCAAGUAUGGUUGGGAACGAGGAGAGCUUCUUAAUACGGACUUUGGACACUACUUAAGAUACAAAAACAAGGUUAUCGAGAGGAUCAAUGAAAUUGACGUUAGAGUCCUGCGGGAUAAUAUUGAAUCCAGGCUUCUUGCUCUGACCGAAAAACGCGAUCGGAGAAACGGAGAAGUGGCCUUGAUGAAUGGCAGGAAAGAUGUAGAAAAAGCGUAUCAGCACCUUCGAUCAAGCAAGGAGUAUCCCUAUCUUCCGUCUCUCGCGACGUUCCGUAAACUUCCCGUGGUAGCUAUGCUACAGUCUGCUGAAACCCCAUCAUCGACCGGGACCGUUUUCGAUUCAUUGACCAAGGAUAAGACGGUUAAAGAUCUUCUCAUCAGUCAGCUGAAAAAGUGGGUCGACAGCGCCAAGAGCGACUUCGGUGUUAUCCUCGGUUUCCCCAAGAAUUGGAAGACCGCUAGCAAGAAUAUUUUACACCCUGUGGAGAGGGUAACAGCUCGUUUUUUGUGCACGCGAUGCCCGAGGCUAGACACUAAAUAUCGGCCCGAUGAAAGUCUUGAUUUUGCGGGGGCAUGUCUGCACGAAUGUUUCGUCGGAAAUGCAAAGCAUGCUAGAUUGAGGACAGGUAAAAAAUCUGUUUGGGAUUCGAAGAAUUUUGUUAAGGAUGACAAGGCUAUCAAUGUUUUGAAGAAAGCUGUCAGCGCUCUUGGUUUUGCUGAAGACCGGGACGGAGGCAACUACCUCCUCCAAGUUGGCUUCGCUCUUGUAUGUACAUCCUGCGACCCUUCCAUGGUCUUAGAUUCGCGCAGCAUCAUUGGACAUAGUCACCGACACGAAGAUAUGCAGUGUUCAUUCACUACUCCCCUGGACGAUAUUGUCGGCUACAUGGGCGGUUUCCCUUACGAAUACGGACUAGUAAAGAAGCUCCUUGUCCCCACAACACCACCACCCAUAAUCAAACAAGAGAUCGAUAAGAAGAAUUAUGGCUGCAGGCACUGUCUUAGGGACAAACAAGUCAAGGCUGCUGCUCUGGCUGCUGCCGCUUCUACUAAUGACGAUGCUACCGCAAACGGUGCCGCUCCAGGUAUACCAGCUGCAGCAAUACAUCCUACUUCCGCGAGCGCCAAUUUAGCGGCCAUGCGUGGCCCUCAAAUCCAGCUUUCUGCCUUGGUAUAUCGCCCGCAUGAUCUCGGAGUUGAAGGUCCACACGACAAACCCCCUCCUUUGACUAAUUUCAACGGAAUGAGGUCUCACUUAAAAUCGAAGGAGGAAAACAGAUUUGGUACGCCACCUCGUCGACUGUUAAAAGAGACGUUUGCCGACUGCCUCGCCUUGUCAGAAAACUUCGUUGUUUCCCCCCCAACUAUUCCAGUAAACCGUAUUGCCAACCUCACCAUGGUGGCGUACCACACAUUCAUUUUUGCUCUUGGAGCUUUCCUCUCAUUACCUCAAGACGUGUGUGCCAACUAUGUUCAGAAGCAAGGUCUUGUUGCACCUCCCCAAGCAUCUCAGUACAAAGAUGCUGUCAAGGCGAUGUUCACGGAUAGUUAUUCCGUUUACAAACAAUAUGCUUGGGGUCAUGACGAUGUGUCCCCAAUCAGUAAAAGUUUUCGUGACGGUCGUAAUGGAUGGGGUGCUUCUAUUGUUGAUGCGAUGACCACGAUGAAAAUAAUGGAUCUUGAUGACCUCUUCCUUGAAGCAGUGGAAUUUGCAUCGAAUAUCGACUUCAGCGAAUCGAACACGGAGGAUACUGUCAGUGUGUUCGAAUCCACCAUUCGGUACAUAGGAGGACUUCUAAGUUCUUAUGAACUCAGUGGAAAACAGUACCCAGCUCUUGUGAAUAAAGCGAAGCAGUUAGCGGAUAAGUUAUCCUUCGCUUGGGUUGGGACAAAUGACAUUCCUUUCGGUCACAUUGAUUUUAGCAACGAUACUCCCCAAAACGAAGUUACCAACAUCGCAGAAGCUGGAACUCUAACCCUUGAAUGGGCGGUUCUUAGCAAAUAUGUCGGGGAUGACAAGUACAGGAAACUUGCUGAGAAGUCGGCCCGACACAUUGUUCAAGGGCCUGCCCCUCUCCCGGGGCUUCCUGGCCAAGGAGUUGAUCCAGCUUCCGGCCUGCCUGUUGGAAAAUAUGUUACAUGGGGAGGGGGCUCUGACAGUUAUUUCGAAUAUCUUAUCAAAUAUCCUCGUCUUAAUAAUACCCUCGAUGCUCUUUUUGUGGAUUCCUGGAGAACGGCGGUCGAUUCAUCAAUUCAUACUCUACUCAAACGCUCGACAGUGGGCAACUAUACCUAUUUGGCUGACUACGAUGAUAAUGGAAACAUCGUUCAUAUAAGCUCACAUCUGGCUUGCUUCCAUGGUGGAAAUUGGUUACUUGGUGGUCGACUUCUCAAAAAUCAGACAUUGGUUGACAUAGGCCUCGAUCUUGUUGACGCUUGUUGGAACACUUAUACCUCCACUUCCACUGGAAUUGGUCCUGAGGUCUUCGCAUUCCGGUCGGCUGACGGUGGAUAUACCGGGGGCAACCCAAUGACACUGUCGCAGUCCACUUUCUAUCAAGAACACGGAUUUUAUACCACCGUAGCUGACUACGUACUCCGGCCCGAGGUUUUGGAGUCUAACUUUUACGCAUGGAGAGUAACGGGCGAUAGCAAAUACGUCGACCGAGCCAUCGCUGCCGUGCAGAGCUUCCAAAAAUAUCUCAAAGUACCAGGAAACGGAGUUACUGGGUACGCCGGUCUUAUGGAUGUUAAUGACAGCAGUUCAGACAGGGUUGACGACACGGAGAGCUUCUGGUUUGCAGAGGUUCUUAAGUAUCUGUACUUGACACUCGACGAUCCAUCGAAAAUUAGUUUGGAUAAAUAUGUCUUCAAUACAGAGGCGCAUCCAUUCGAGGUACCUGCUGCCGCUGACACUUAUGGUUCUGGUGGGUAUGUUCCUCACAACCCCCCUACCCAAACUGCCCCGGGUACUUUACCGCUUGUUAGCUCUCUCCCUGCGAUACCGAAAUUAACAGAUUACGGCCUGCUGAACGCUGUGGCAAAUGGAAUAGCGGCUAUUCUGUAG